Molecule: messenger RNA, 1485 nt
Organism: Cylindrotheca closterium
Lineage: Eukaryota; Bacillariophyta; Bacillariophyceae; Bacillariales; Bacillariaceae
Source: the annotation of a GenBank genome assembly
AUGUCAUGCCAUUGCAGUGUUACUAUCCUUUUCCUCUCAAUAAUAAUCGUUGCAAAUGUUAUCGCCUUUUCAAUAACGGGCCCUGUUCGAUCCCUUCCACGAGGAGAUCGACGAUUCGUCCUCGUUCUCUCAUCGUCGCCAUCUGGUGGGAACGACGACGGCGAAGUUCCCAACAUGGAUUGGUUGACGGAUACUUUGAGUACGACAACACAAGGGGACGGAGGCUCUUCUGCCCCGAAAGAAGAAGGAGAUAUAGAAAGGCUGUACAUUGAAGAUCACGAUCCAGAUGUCAUCAUGGGAGGAGCCGAUGCCCCAAUUCCGACGUCCGGGGUUUCCAUUUCGGACGAAAUGAUGAAGACGCAACGAGAAGGAUUUGCUUCCGUGAUAGUGAAGAUUCGAGGCUUGGAACCCGGUAUCCAAGCAGCACAGAUUGUGACUACUACAACCAUGAGCAAGAGCAUUGAACCAGUGAGAUAUUUGAUUGGACUUUCUAAGCAAGCUGUUGAAAAGAAUUCGACAACUGGGGAGUGGAAUCUUGUAGAAGAUGACAACGACGGCAUUACAAAAGACUUUGCAAUGGUGGAUAUUCCUCCUUAUUCACCGCAGUUGGAACAAGAAAUGAAGACUUUUAUGGGAGUCAACGGGAAGCUUGCGGCGAUACUUAUUACGAGUAAGGAUUGCAUUCACUACGACGAGGCGCCCGGUGUCUACUCGGUUCGUAAAUCUGACUUGCAUCAGUGGACAAAGAUCUUUCCAGAUACCCCAAUCGUUGCUUAUCGUAUGGAUAUUGCAAGGGAUUGUAGAGAGUUUGUUACUCAGAGAUUGGAUGGAUAUGGACCCUUUGCAUUUGAUGAAACGGAAAGUGGUGAAGAUGCCGAUGAUGAAUGCCAAGGCAUGGCUCCCUUUAUCGAGACUGGAGAGCCAUUGACCUAUGAUGAGUGGGACUUUGAUGUUGCCCAAGAUAUUUUCGCGGGCAAAAUAUCACCUCCUGAGGACAGUAUGAACGUCACCAAAGCUGCAGAUGAUGAAGACGACUUGUAUUCACCAGAAGCCAUUCGGUCUCGUGAAGAGGGCAAGCGAAUUCUUGCAGUGUACACUCCUGGACGGACGUAUGGAAGUGUCAGUUAUGUCUUUCCAGAAGUCCAAUUAGUUGCAUCGGGAUUCACGAUCCCUGUCGAAGAUACUCGUCUUGGGGAAGAAGGAAAUGGAAUUGGUGGAGUGGACUCACCAGGCCCUAGUCUCGACGUCACUGGCUAUAUUACCACCAGCAAAGCAGGUAUCACAAGACAGAUGGAGUCGGCUAGAAAUCUCAUUGAAUCUUACGCCGACCGAUUUGAAGUCAUCCUGCCGUCGCAAAUGGAUCCAUUGUUUGUGGACAGGAUCUCAGUGGAAGAGAGGAAAAAGGAAUUGCUGGAAGUCAUUGAUCAAUAUGAAAAGAUUGGGCAAGUAUACGAGGAGCUAGGCAUCACGUCAUUCGGGGGAUAG